AGCUAAAAUGUUACGCGAUUUCUUCUUGUAUGUUUCUCCUUUUUUCGUUGUUUAUUAUUUACCUGAUGAUUAUUCUGCUCAUUUUCUUUUGUAUUACGCAUGCAUUAAAACGCUUUACUUUUUUUAAAGAUAAGAAGUAGCUACAUGGCGUUGAUUAUCUGUUUCAUUUAUAUCAUAAAUCUCUUUCUCAGUUGUAUUCAGAACGUUCUGAAUCAGCAACCACCCAUUAUCAUUUUCAUUUGUUUUCUCAAGUAAACUCUCACGAUGCUUUGUAUUUCACAUCUUGUUUUCCUCAUGAAUCAUAUCUUGCUUAUGCUUUAACACUAUGUAAAAGAAAAACAUAUGUUUUGAAUCAAUUUGUUACGUAGUAUGAAAUAUCUCAGAAUACUCAAAAACCAAGUUCUUUUUCGCUUUCUGAUAUUUUCAUAAAAGAAACUUGUUCUGUUUCAUUUGUUGCUCAUAGUUUUAAUAUAUCUAUUCACCACUAUUUUAGAGAUUGUCUACAAACAUUGUCUGCAAGUGAGUUUGAUAGUAUUUUUUUUCUGAAUACUCUCAUAGUUUCGUUUGUUUUCAUUCUAUGUGUUAUUUCCGUCGAGGUCAUUCUAUUAGUCAUUUUGUUUCUGUUCAAUUUGCAUCAUGCAUUAGCGAUGACACAUGCUUCGCAUCUAUUCUAUUUUUGUUUCUCAUUGAACAAUCAAUAUUAUGCGUUUGUUAAACUUUAUCCAUGUCUUGCGCGAAGUUUCAUGUCCGAAUAGAAGAUACCUGUUGUACGUCUUGUGAAAAAAAAUCAUUGAUUCAAAUUUUAAGUUUUUCGGCGAGAAAAUCUUUUUUUAAAACAUUGCCCGUAUCUAUUAUUGUGAAAAAGGUUAUAAAAAUUCCUACUCUUGCAGAAAAUCUUUCUUCGUUUACUCCCAUCGAUUUUGAGUUUGAACAUGACUAAACAGCUUAUGUUUAAAUUUCUCUACUAUCAUCCCAUUGUAAGAGUUCAUGAUUUUUUUAUCAGCAUCAGUUAAUUUGUUUUAGAUUUUAAAAAUAUUCAAUGGAAGGAACAAAACGAAUCAGAAAACCAACUUUGUGCUACGAUCCAAGUGCCUAUGUGCUUGCUUCAUUUCUGAGAAAAAAGAAGCAUACUAUUAUUCCGAAACACCAAGUGACUAUUGACAUUAUCGAUGAAAAUAAUGAAAAUAUUAAGUCAUUCGGCUUUAUUCAACCAGUUCGUAUUAUUGCUGAAGUUACUCGGGCUAAAUGCCAAGAAAGAGCUACUCAAUAUAGUCGAACUACAGGAAGUGAGGAAAUUGAGAUACAACUGAUGAAUCAAAAUGAGGAUGAAGAGGUUGAUGAUAAUCAUGUGUACACAAAUGAAAACUUUGAUCGUAAAGAUGACAAUGAUUAUCUACUAUCAAUAACAGAUUUUAUUACAACUUACAAUGUCAAAGAAUCGACAUCAACUUUCAGCUCAUCUAGUGGAUACAAGCAUAAUCAGAAUGGUGAAAAAUGUAUUAGAUCGGGUGAUGAUGAUGAAAUUGAAGAAGAUGAAUUUAAUUAUAUAACACGACGUCCUUCAAAUAAAAAUAAUCGAUUUAACUCAUAUGAUUCAUCAUCUGUACCAUUGGCCAUUGAUGAAUAUUCAAUUAAAAAUCACAACACCCAAAAAAAUAAUGCUAUACAAGUAUCUCGAUCAAUACAAGCAAAUUCAAAUGUAAUUGUUGCUACUGAAGUUUCAAAUAUUCAAAAAGAAUUCUUAUCAGUUCGGUGCAACGUUGAAAAAAGGCUCAAAUAUCAUGAAAUCAAAAUAUUUGAUAAUGUAACACCACCAUCACAACAACCGUUUCGAAUGUCACAGUCAGAAUUAGCUGAAUUAAAACGUCAGUUAGAGAUUUUAUUAGAAAAAGGUUUUAUUCAUCCUAGCAAUACACUAUAUGCUGCUCCAGUUUUGUCUGCAAAGAAAAAGGAUGGUACAUUACAUAUGUGUAUCGAUUACUGUGCAUCAAAUAAAAUUACAAUCAAGAAUAAAUAUCCAAUUCCACAUAUAGAUGAAAUGUUAGAUUAG
Rotaria sordida is the source of this 2050-nucleotide messenger RNA. Lineage: Eukaryota; Metazoa; Rotifera; Eurotatoria; Philodinida; Philodinidae. The record is from the annotation of a GenBank genome assembly.